GCACGCGAUGUUAUUUAUACCUGCUUUUAUAAAUCUGUGAACGAUUCUUUUAUUAGGGAAGAAUGUUUUAGAGCUUCCGCGGUGCGUUGAACGCGUCUUUGGGCUCGAAUGUGCGCGGAUUUAGUCAUUUACAGUGUAGAUCUUGGUCAGAUGAGCAGCAGCAGGACUCCUAAUAAAAGGCGGCCUUUGUGCAGAAGGUAAAAGAAAAGCGAUCUGAAAGGAGCGACAAUAAAACGCGCUGUCUUUGUGCUACAGGGAGAUGUUUAGUGUUGGAAAGCGGGACGUUUGGCGACUUUGUGUGUGAAAGACGCCCUGUGCUCCAGCAUGUAGACGCCUCUUCCUGUAGUCUUCGCCAAUGAAAAUGGAGGAGACGGCCCUGUCCGGAAUGGACAACAGCAAAAUGGAGGGCAUUGCUCAGGAGAUCCUCUCCGAUCUGGUCGAGGAUGCAUGUCUGGGGCUUUGCUUUGAAGUUCACCGAGCUGUCAAGCAAGGCUACUUCUUCCUGGAUGACACGGAUCAAGAGAGCAUGAAGGACUUUGAAAUCGUGGACCAGCCCGGAGUGGACAUCUUCGGCCAGGUGUAUAACCAGUGGAAGAAUAAGGAGUGUGUGUGUCCCAACUGCAGCCGGAGCAUUGCCGCCUCACGGUUUGCCCCUCACCUAGAGAAGUGCCUAGGCAUGGGGCGCAACAGCAGUCGCAUCGCCAAUCGCAGGAUAGCCAGUGGCAACAACACCAACAAAUCCGAGAGUGAUCAGGAGGACAACGAUGACGUUAACGACAACGACUGGUCCUAUGGUGCAGAAAAGAAAGCCAAGAAGAGAAAGGCAGAUAAGGUACUUUUACAUUCUUUGAAACGUCCUGGUCUUUUGAAUCCAAAUUCACCAAGACGAUCCAAAUCACUAAAACACAAAAACACCAAAGAUCUGUCUUCGUCCUUCAGCUUCGCUGGAUCCUAAGCAGCGCCCGGAGUGAAGCUGUCGCUGGGAGACCAGUUUCCACAGCAACGUCUUUCAAGAGCUACCCACGAUGCCAUGUGGUUCACAAGAGCAAGAAACUAAUCGGCGUCGAUUUUUUUUCAUUCGGUUUACACAACUGUACUAUUGUAUUUUGUUUUGGGAUUUUUUUUUCUUCUUUUUUUUCUGGAAUAUUUGCACAACAAAUCAGUGUCUUCAGUAUCUUGUGUCGAUUGUGUUAGACCCGCGACGUGACAUAAGUGUGACUGGACAGUGGAAAGAGUUCAGGGAGGGAGUAAGAACACCGGCAAGUGGAGGUCGCUGAUGUACUUUAACAACGGCUGGAGCAUCUGGGAGGAGUGAUCAAAAUCAAUCUUAAUGCUGCUUAUAUCACUCUUUUUUUGGGGUUUUAAUCACAUUUUUGUUCAGAACCAAUAUUUAGAAAGAUUGAAGUAUACAUUGUGCUUGGACAUGGAGUUAUUCUGAUCAUGUUAUUUUACCAGAAACUGGACUAUUAUGGACUUUACUCUGGCAACUUGAAACACAUACAAAUUCCUCUUUCGAGAAUGAAUGAAUGAAUGAAUGAAUUUCUCCAAUUAUUUUUACCCCUCCUCUCUGUGUACUCGAUGUUUACAGUGUAAAGGAAUUAUGUGUCUUGACUUUGUUGUAACUGUACAUAUAUUUGACUCGUUGGGGAAAUGCUGCUACACUGGCCAUGAGCCACAUGCUAACAGGCAUGUCACACACUUAAUAAACAUGACUCAAUACGCUGUG
This is a messenger RNA of Tachysurus fulvidraco (yellow catfish), 1726 nucleotides long. RefSeq names its product ataxin 7 like 3b (gene atxn7l3b). Gene Ontology annotation, cellular component: DUBm complex; SAGA complex. Gene Ontology annotation, biological process: positive regulation of DNA-templated transcription; regulation of transcription by RNA polymerase II. Gene Ontology annotation, molecular function: transcription coactivator activity. The record is from RefSeq and is a predicted model, not a curated record. The coding region runs from base 356 to 955 and encodes 199 amino acids. NCBI's taxonomy places the organism in Eukaryota, Metazoa, Chordata, Actinopteri, Siluriformes, Bagridae. The transcript is spliced from 8 exons.